AUGUUGGAACGGCAGGUGAUCGAGGUCGUCGGCGCACUCUCCAAGGCAUUUCUCACGCUUGGAUGCAGGUCUGUGCGUGUGCACGGGACGGAGAAUCUGCUUCGUGUGCUCAACGAUACGGACCGAAUAAAUGCUGGGCGCGGUGUGCUCACAUGUACCCUCGAUGAGCCGCUCAUGUGGGGCGCGAUGCCUAUGUAUACCUACUCCAGCGCGCACACUACGCGGUGGAGUCUCGGCGCGAGCGACAUUAUUUUUACAAACUCCUUCUUUUCUUGGUUCUUUCGAAAAGGACAGACAUUAGAAGUGUUCCGUGGGCAGGGAAUUUUUCAAAGCGCGCUGGACAAUGCCGUGUUGGAAUUGGAAAGGGGGCACUGGGUGCAUAUUUUCCCCGAAGGCCUCGUAAAUUUGUCCAGCUCGACGGCGCUCAAGCCGUUCAAGUGGGGCGUGUCGCGCUUGUUUCUGGAGCCGCUAGAGGCGCCGGUGGUGGUGCCCAUAUGGCUUACGGGAUUUGACCAAAUCAUGCCGAACAAUAGAGCACAUCCGCGCUGGAUGCCGCGGCGCAAUGCAGACGUGUCUGUGACGUUUGGCGAGCCGCUACGCGAGGAAAUCACGGCGACAUAUCAUAACGCAUUCCAUGAGCUAUGCAGGGAUGCUUCUGUGGCGCCAUACGAUGCACAGUGGCCGCCACGAUUGGCUUCAGGUAUCGUGCCAAACGAAGUGUUUCCCACGCGCGGGCCGCCGAAGCUUGCGCCGCAAGAUUCGGAGGCGUAUGCGACGUUGCGCAGCUACUUUGCCGCUGUGUUGCGCAGAGAGCUGCAUUCGCUGGGAUGCCAAGUGCGUGCACGGCAUGGACUUCCGCCAGGCGAGGGCAUACUAUCGCACGGUCACGAACGCGGCGAGAAAAAUAGCCACGUCUGA
This is a messenger RNA of Malassezia vespertilionis, 918 nucleotides long. It is a transcript of the gene TAZ1, whose product is annotated as Lyso-phosphatidylcholine acyltransferase. Lineage: Eukaryota; Fungi; Basidiomycota; Malasseziomycetes; Malasseziales; Malasseziaceae. The record is from RefSeq and is a predicted model, not a curated record. Gene Ontology annotation, biological process: inner mitochondrial membrane organization; cardiolipin acyl-chain remodeling. Bases 1 to 918 code for a protein of 305 amino acids. Gene Ontology annotation, cellular component: mitochondrial membrane. The transcript is spliced from 3 exons. Gene Ontology annotation, molecular function: 1-acylglycerophosphocholine O-acyltransferase activity.